Molecule: messenger RNA, 2282 nt
Organism: Anoplophora glabripennis (Asian longhorned beetle)
Lineage: Eukaryota; Metazoa; Arthropoda; Insecta; Coleoptera; Cerambycidae
Gene: DppIII
Product: dipeptidyl peptidase 3
Exons: 7
Coding region: 45-2153 (702 amino acids)
Biological process (GO): proteolysis
Cellular component (GO): cytoplasm
Molecular function (GO): metalloexopeptidase activity; dipeptidyl-peptidase activity
Source: RefSeq, a predicted model, not a curated record
CUCUGCAUUUAGUUCCAUAUUCCAUAAGAUUUUGUCCUCCGAAAAUGGAAUCUGAAGUAGAUAAAAGUCAAUAUGUGCUACCAAAUGAUCAACCUGUAGUCACUUUAGAAGCAACAUCAGCCUUUAAUAGUCUCACAUCAAAGGAACGACUUUAUGCUCAUCACAUUAGUCAAGCAUCUUGGAAAGGUGGUCUUAUAACCUUACUUCAAACCAGUCCAGAAUCUGGCCCCACAUUUAUUUUAUUUCAUAAGCUAUUUUCUGCAGAAAGUCCAGAAGAAUUUAAGGCAUUAGCUCUUAAAUCUGGAUUUACUGAAGAUGAAGUCAAAGCACUUUUUGUGUAUACAAGUGGAGUAUUUUGCAAUGCAGGAGAUUAUAAGGGUUUUGGAGAUACUAAAUUUAUUCCCAAUAUAGAACAAAACCGUUUGGAAGAACUUUUGAAAUUGAGUAAAAUCUGGGAUCAAUUAGAACCACUAUGGGUUGAAUUAAAAGAAGUUUUAUAUGAUCUAAGACCUGGAAAAACAUGCUUGGGAUAUAAUCCUGAGGGUUGCACAACUUAUUUGUCAAAAAAUUGUAUUCCAGAGGACAAUGGCAAAGUACAAAACUGGUUGAAAUCCCAGGGAAUGGAUUGUUACAACACAAGGUUGUUUAAAACUGAAGAUAAUGGAAAGAUCACAUAUGAAAUAAGACUCGCAGCUGAAGAAAAAAGGGAAGUGAAAAAAGCAACUGAUGGAAAUAUCACAUAUGUAAUUACCAGUGGUGACUAUUCUCCAAUUAUGGGAGAAGUUGCUACCCAUUUAGAAAAUGCUAUUGAAUUUGCAGCUAAUGAAAAUGAAGCGAAUAUGCUAACUAGUUAUGUAUCAUCAUUUAGAACGGGGUCUUUAGAUGAUCAUAAAUCUGGUUCUCGUUACUGGAUUCGGGAUAUGGGACCUGUAAUAGAAACUUACAUUGGUUUCAUAGAAACUUAUAGAGACCCUGCUGGUGUUAGAGGCGAAUUUGAAGGAUUUGUUGCAGCUGUUAAUAAAGAAAUGUCUGCCAAGUUUACGACACUUGUCUCUAAUGCUGAAAAUUUUUUAAAAUUGUUACCUUGGAAUAAAGGUUUUGAAAAGGAUAAGUUUCUGAAACCUGAUUUUACUUCAUUAGACGUUCUUACAUUUGCUGGCAGUGGAAUACCUGCUGGCAUAAAUAUACCAAAUUAUGAUGAAAUUCAACAGUCUGAAGGUUUUAAGAAUGUAUCUUUGGGAAAUGUAAUUCCUGCUAGUUAUCAACAGUCUGUUACUCCAUUCUUAAGUCAAGAAGAUGCAGAACUAUUACAAAAAUGGCGUGUUCCUGCAUUUGAAUUACAAGUGGGACUUCAUGAAUUAUUAGGCCAUGGCUCAGGAAAAUUAUUGAGGAAAGAAUCUGAUGGAUCUCUUAACUUUUCUCCAACAUUAUUAGACCCUCUUACAGGAAGACCACCUGCAUCCUAUUAUGAACCUGGUGACACGUAUGAUACAAAAUUUGGCCCUCUUAGUUCUUCUUAUGAGGAAUGCAGGGCAGAAGCCGUUGGUUUAUACCUCAGUUUAGAUCCUGAUGUUUUAAAAAUAUUUGGACAUGAAGGUAAUGAAGCUGAAGAAGUAACCUACGUUAAUUGGUUGUCUCUGAUUUGGGCAGGAGCAGGUAGAGGCUUAGAGCAGUGGGAACCUGGACGAGGUUGGUUACAAGCACAUGCACAGGCUCGAUUUGUAUUAGCUAGGGUUUUAAUACAGGCAGGAAUAGCUCAGGUAACCCAACCAAGUGAAGGUGACCUCUUGGUUACUCUGGAUCGUUCUGCAAUCAAAGGAGCUGGUAGAGCAGCCAUCGGUCACUUUCUGUUGCAACUUCAGGUUUAUAAAGCUACAGGAAAUGUGGCAGAAGCGAAAAAACUUUAUCAUCAUUAUGCUGAAGUGUCGGAGCCUUGGUUAAGCUGGAGAUCAAUAGUAUUAGCGAAUAAACAACCUAGAAAAAUGUUUGUACAACCUAAUUUGGUUCUUGGAGAAGAUUCUACAGUUAAAUUAAAGUGUUAUGAAGCUAGUUUGGAAGGACUUUUGCAGUCCUGGACUGAUCGAUUUAUAAAACCUCAACCACUAUAUGAUGCUUUACUGGAAUUAACUAAAACUGAUGCUCAUCAUUUUUAAUACUUUUUCAUAUUGCCUUUAAUAUACAAUCUAGGCUCUAAGCAGUACUAUAAAGAAUUUUUUAAAUCUUGUUUCUUUAAUUCUAUAAAAAAUUUGUAACUAUAAUUGCAAUGAAAUAUUUAAUUUUCU